GUCCUCCAUUCAUCAUUGAUCCACUGCAGGACUGUGUUUCAGGGGGUGUGAAUUAUGGGCCCCUGCUGUCACUGUGACUGCUCUGCGUUGGACAUUUCACCUCGCCACUGUAAAUUUAAAAAGGGGAUUACAUUCUGCUGACUACUGAUUUCAGAGCCGUAGCUUGACCAAGUGCAGACAACUGGCCGGUCCCCCUGACAGGAGACUUAAUACAGUCCGCAUUUGCAGGAUUUGGGAUUUUUUACAGGGGUGUCUGAGCAAGGCUGCCGGGAAGGAAAACGUAUUCGGGAUCAUAGAAAACCUCAAUAUUGCUGUUUACGCAUUCAGACUACGGACUCUUUCUCUCCAGAGGAAAAAAAAGCAAAACGUUUUGUAGUUGACUGGGCGUUUUGGACGCGCUCGGUAAACGGUGAUGCUACGGCGGCGCGCAAGAACCGUAGAGGGAAGAGACAGGUGAGGUGCGGCUGAGGAGCUGCUGUUAUUUCAGAGCGGCAUUGGAUACCGAGAGAGCCGUGCUAUCCAUCACCCUUUUCUCCACAGAGAGGAAGAAGAGCGACCGGAGAGGGCGAGUUGGCGACUGGCACCUGCCCCCGCCUCCCUACCUGGCCAUCUGGUGCGUGCAUGUGUGUUGCUGCCAUGGCGACCGUGGCUCCUCCCCUCACAUUUCUGCUCCUGCUGCUUCAACUGGCGGAUGGCUCAUUCCCAGAGGAACCCAGUCCACUCAGCUACGUCCCCGUAGAGGUUGUGCGGAGGUAUCCAGUGUUCUUGGGCAGAGCUCAUCGUUCAGCUCAGAGACAGGAGUUGCACAUCCAGACGGUCCUCCAAGUCAACCGCUCGCUCUACAUAGGAGCCAGAGAUGACCUGUACAGAGUGGAGCUGGAUAACAUGGCAGGUGAUGAGAUGUUCUACAGCAAGAAACGGACAUGGGAAUCCAAUAAAAACGACAUUCGAGUGUGCCGGAUGAAGGGCAAACACGAGGGAGAGUGCCGUAAUUUCAUCAAGGUCCUGCUCAGCCAGCAUGGUGGCCUUUUUGUAUGUGGAACAAACGCCUUCAACCCGCUGUGUGCCAACUACACUAGAGACACUUUAGAAAUGGUGGGAGAGCCUGUCAGUGGGAUGGCACGGUGCCCGUAUGAUCCACGACACGCCAACGUGGCUUUAUUUGCAGACGGCAGUCUCUUUACCGGCACUGUGACAGACUUCCUGGCCAUCGAUGCGGUGAUCUAUCGAAGCCUCGGCGACAGCCCCGCCCUGCGCACAGUCAAACACGACUCCAAAUGGUUCAGAGAGCCCUACUUUGUGAGCUCCAUGGAGUGGGGGCCUCAUAUCUAUUUCUUCUUCAGAGAGAUGGCCAUGGAGUUUCAUCAUCUAGAGAAGGUAAUGGUGUCCCGUGUUGCUCGUGUGUGUAAGGCAGACCUUGGUGGCUCUCAGCGCGUCCUCGAGAAACAGUGGACCACUUUUCUGAAGGCACGGCUCAACUGCUCCGUCCCGGGAGAUUCACACUUUUACUUCAACCUCCUGCACGCCACAAGCAACAUUAUCCACAUGCAGGGCCGAGACGUCAUCCUGGGUCUCUUCUCCACACCCCCAAACAGCAUCCCCGGCUCUGCUGUGUGUGUGUUUGACAUGCAGCAGCUCGCUCAUGUUUUUGAGGGACGCUUUAAAGAGCAGAAAUCCCCCGAGUCUAUUUGGACUCCUGUGCCGGACGAAGCAGUGCCUAAACCGAGACCAGGGGGAUGUGCAGUGCAGGGAUCCAGAUUUAGCUCCUCUACUACACUGCCGGAUGAGGUGCUGAACUUUGUGAAGACCCACCCACUGAUGGACGAGACCGUUCCUCUGCUGGGGCACAGACCCUGGGUGGUCAAGACUAUGGGACGGUACCAGCUGACUUCCAUGGUGGUGGACACUGAAGCUGGUCCCCAUAAGAACCGCACGGUCUUGUUCUUGGGCUCCACUCGAGGAACCAUCCUGAAGUUUCUAAUGAUUCCCAACGGAGACUCUGUCUCCCACGGCAGUGUGUUCCUGGAGGAGGUGGAAGGAUUCAACCCAGAGAAGUGUGGCGAGGACUCUCCUCAGGCUCGUCAGCUCUUGUCUCUGUCGUUGGACCGCUCCAGUCACACUCUGCUGCUGGCCUUCCCCUCCUGUCUCGUCCGAGUGCCCACAUCUCGCUGCCACCUGCACUCACGCUGCAUGAAGAGUUGUCUGGCCUCCAGGGAUCCUUACUGUGGUUGGACCAGAGGUAGCACCUGCUCCUUCCUGAGACCAGGCACACGGCUGCCUUUUCAACAAGAUGUGGAGUAUGGAAACACCACCUCCCAUCUAGGAGACUGUGAUGGAAUUCUACAGCAGAGUCUCCUGAUUGAACCCGAAAGCUUGGUCUCCCUCAACCUGCUUGUGGCGUCUGCAGUGUCAGCCUUCACCAUCGGGGCGGCACUCUCCGGCCUCGCCGUCUGCUGGAUCAUGGCCCACAAGCCCACCAACCGCCGCCACGGCAGCACCUCCCAGUCGUCUAUCCAACGGCGUGAAAGAGGCCUGCUGACUAAUGGCGGCAGCAUGGGAGGGUCUGUGCUCAGCGUGACACGGCAGGGAGGCGGGGAGCGCCCCUGCACUCAGGGCGGGGAAACCCUCUUCGUCAUGCCCAACGGCUGGGUGAAAUCUGGAGAGCUUGACCCAGGUUUCCUACCAACACCGGAGCACACGCCCCAGCAGAAACGCAGAGGCCUACGACUGUCUGACUCCAACUCUGGAGGGUGGGACACCAGCCAGACAUACCUGGGUGGAGGCUCUGUAGGGCUGGGCUCCCCCUGCCGCAUACCCCCCUCCGUCUACCUGACCACCAGACUCUUCCAGCAGGGCGGAGGCGGGAGACACGUCGGUGAGAGCCGGGGGAACGACACGCCACGCCAGCACUACGUCUGCCUGAGCAAGCAAGAAAAAGCAGUGAAGGGGACGCCCAAAGCCCCUCUCAGGAAGUCUGCAGGAGAAUAUGUAUACCCCAUGACCCCCCAGGACUCGCCUGAGCGUCGGAGGGUGGUCUCAGCACCCAGCGCCCCCAUGGAGUAUGGCGAGCCGCUGCCUUUGCGCUGGCCAGCCCCAGAAGGAUACAUCCUCAGCAGCCACGGCAUGGUCCCCGUCCCCAUGCCCCCACCCUCCAUGCCGGCUCCCAGUAACCAGGCUUACAUGUCUCAGCAACACACCCCCGGGCUGAGCAGGGCUCUUCUGAGAGGGGCCCUGGAGCGAGGUGAGCUGGGCGAGCUGGUGGAUCUCAGCCAGCUGAUGAGUAAGAAGAACUGCAGUGAUAGGACUCAGACUGGCCAGUGACUCUUGAGAAAAUGACAGGAGCUUUUCCAUGUCCACAGCUCUCUGUUUUAUUUACAUCUCUCUUUUUUCUCUCUUCCUCAUUCUGUCCAUUCCCCUCUCCUUUACAUUCUCUUUUCCCUACAUCUUUAUUUGUCAUUUAGCCCCUCUGUCAGUCUCUCAGGCAGCCCCCCCCCCCCCCCCUUUCACCCCAUGAUGAUGGGUCUCUCUUUAUGACUGGCUGCUGGGUCUGCCACUCAUAUCCUGGCUCACACUAAUUGGUCAGAUGGACUGAGGUUGUUGCUGUGUCUGCAUUGCAGAGUUGCCUCUCUCUCCUGAUACUCAGCGGCAGCAGGAAGAGGGAGGAGAGAGGAUGGAAGGAAAAGAAAGAAGGAAAAGAAAGAAGAACGGGGGCAGAGAUGACGGAGACAAAGACGGACAUGGCACUUAGAGGCUGCAGCGCCAGUCAAAUACUGCUACAGCAGUGGGAUGCUUUGUCACUCUUGUAUAACAUUAACAAGCCUGCCACCCAUCUGUUCUCCGCUAUAUUACCUGUUGGUAUGAUUGCCAACAAGGUACUUGAAGUGAAACAGCAAAAUCUGAAUGUCGUAAAAGUAUCUGAAGCUGCAGGCGACUCAUCAGACAAAAAAACUGAGUCAUUCUGACUAUAAACACAAAUCUAAUGGAUGCUGAGGAGACACAAAAUCCUUCUUUGUUUCUUUCUCUUUCUCCUCUCUGCUGCACAUAUACAGUACAUGCAUACAUGUUUUUGUACAGGUGACGGAGGGUAUUUAGUAUUCUGUGUGUACGAGAAGCACGACGUGUGUGCCAAAUGCCUCUAACCUGUCUCACGGGGAUAUGGGACCAUAACUCACGUCUUUGGAGAGCAGAGUGCAGGACUGAAAUGUCAGCACUAUUUCUGCCAAGCGCAUGCUCUCUGUAAUGACGGCAUCUGAGCCGACCAUCGCUCUCUUGGUUCGCCUCCUCACACUCCAUGUACUCUUUAAUGACCAAUAAUUCCACUUGGACGUCUGGGGAGAUUGCACCCGAACACUGGACGCACUUGUAUCAGAGGAAGGAAGGAGGGAAGAGAGGUGUUUUAGAGGAUUUAAAGUAGCUGCAAUAUAUGAACACCUUGUCCUUCACUGUCACCUUAGGGUUCUUACACACACACAGACACGCACACAUUCAUUAAUGCUGAAUUAUAGAACACAGUCCAAGUUUAUUGGGUAAAAUUUCCCCUUAAGCCCACAGUGGGUCAAGGUCCCACAGACGUGAUACAGAGCAAAGUGACAGUUACAGUGGUGAUGAUGGAAACCUCUGGCCUAACUCGAAGCCAAUAGGUGUAAUGGAAAUGUUCCCAGCAGGCAAAUGGGACUAUAUUUUCAGCCCAUCAAAGUGUCCGUUGCCAUGAAAUGGUUGGCGUUUAGAUCAACACAACAUGGUGAGAGUGUGUCAGCGUGGAGAUGGAAGUCAUAAAAAAAAGUGACAAGAUAAAGAAGACAGAAGCAAAAAGCAAGCAAGACUUGAUGAAAUAACUGUGGAAAAUAAUGAGAAUUUGUUAUAACUGACCAGAUGACUUGAUUUUCGCUCUCAGUCCCAGUCAGCCGCGAGCAAAUGGUUUGUGCUGACCUUGUGGUGAGCAGCAAUAUAUAUGGUUUAUCUGUACAUAGUAAACUUUAAUUUAGAUGAAAAUGAUAAUGUAAGACAAACAGUAACUCCAAAAAAAUGAUAUCAGGCUGUUGCUUGCAAAUAAAAAUAAACAUUUAUCAUGUCAUCAUGGAUGGAUUACUGAACAGGCCUACUGGGCACAGGCCUACACCAACCAAAUGUGAGUACAGAGACAACCACAAAGAGAUUCAAAAUCACUCAAAAGAGAACAAAACAACUACAAAUUGACAACGAAAUAAAUGUUUUCGGACAGGACAAACCUUUUCUUAGCUCUUGGUACUGGCCAUUUUAUUGUGUCUGCAUCACAAGAACUCAUAGUUCUUAGAGCGCCGUUUUGAGGGACUUUUUUUUUUUUUAGCUCCCUUUACUCCCCAGCAUAAAAGGAACUGUGAGUGAUGUAAGUGUAUGUUCAUUGGUUGAGAACAACCAACAUACAUACAUACAGCAUGCAUUACAUACUUUUGUACGCCAACCCGGAAGUUAGCAUCGCCAUUGGGUCUAUUGAAAAUUUGCCUAUGGGAUAUUUGAAUUGGAUUUUGGAUCAUUUCAGAAAAUAAGCUUGGUGGUAAACACACAUUUCUGAUGCUUAUGCUAGUUAAUGCAGCUGAUGAAGGUAAAAAGCUAACAUUAUCAUGCUAUAAACGACACCAUGGUCACAUGACCUUAACAUCAAAACGUUAGCUACAGACGCUCUUCAAUAAGCUAACCAGCGGUUUUGACAAGCUAGCGAAACCGUAGCCUAAUAAAUAGAUAAUUAAUCUAAUCUGUGAAAAACAGGACAAGGGGCUGUGAAGCGGACUCAUGAGAGAGUUCCCAUCCGUGUCCGGCGUGAAGACUUUAAAUGUCCCCAACAACCACUGUAGCCUCAUUUACAUACUUGUUACCAACCACCGUUUUAAGGACUCGUCAAAACGUAGAAAUUCACAAGUGGGGGUGUUUACUAACAUAUUUUAUGUCAUACAAUAUAAUGUGACCAUCUCUUGUGUUGCUUAUUUCAUGUUAGUGCCCCAGGACCAGGUGCUAACACGUGGCGCCCUAUAGACAGUGAGAAUAAAAACAGAAACAGAGCCAUUGAUGGUAUGUAGCUCUUAUGGGAGCUCCCCAGUGGGUUCCCAGAAUGAUUUGGUACGUAAACGCCUUUAGAGACACAAAAUGGCCACAUAGAGAUUUGAAAGAACUACAAAGAGAUACAAAACAAAAACAAAAAGAUACUACACAACUAUAAAGCCCUUUGUAGGAGAGGUGGUGGGGCCCUCUGCAUGUCUGUGCCCAGGAGACCUUAUCCACCCAUGCAUGUCAUUAUAGCUAUUAUUGUACGAGAAUCUGUUUUCAUAUCAACCCGCUUCAAGAUUGAAAUCACCAAGAUGCUAAAAACUACCAGUGUCUUUUUUUUUUUUUUUUUUUUACAUGUGUGCCAAAACCAUGAAUGAUUUACUGAUGCCUGAUUACUGAAGCAAAAAACUGAGAGAAACUUGUUUUAAAGUGCCAUGAAGACCAUUUCAGUCAGCAGUGCACCUCACAAACUGUGGUGUCACUUAUUGCAGUAUACUUGUGAUAUGUAUGCCUUUGACCUUUACAUGCUGAAUGUUAUAUAUUAUUUUUUUAUUUCUGUGUCGGCUUGUACUGUUUGUUUCAGCUCCCCGUCUGUCCGGAUGCUUCCUGCAGUUUUUGAGGGUCUGUUUAUAAACUACUAUCAUGUCACACUUAUAUACUGUAAAUAUGUAAGAAUGAAUACGGACACUUUCUCAUGCCCUUAAUGAUUAUACUGUAAUGACUCCACCGAUGCCAUGACAUGUGUUUACUCCAGGAUAGCCAAUAUGUAAUAAUAAUGAUUUAUGAGAAGUUCAUAAGCAAACCCUCAAAUGGACUGAAAUGCUGCGAGGGAUCGCUGUGUAUCUCAUUUUGUGUCAUAUAUGUCCUGAUGCUGGACUUUUCGUCUUGUUCUGUAGUCUUGUGAUUGUCCGUCUGUCUUCACCAACCAACUGCCAUACUGGAGGACCUUGAAAAUACUUGUCAACAUCGUGAGUGAAUGAAUGUACUCAUUCUGGUAACACUCUAUAUAAGGAGCCUUGUAAUAAGUGUUAGUCAAUAGGUAAUAAGACCAUUAAAGGUCCUUGAAAGAUGGUUAUUCACAUUAAUAUGUGUUAAAAGUCUGUGUAAGUAUUAAUAAUGGCAUCAUAAACAAUUCAUUGUUAAAUUAUAAGAAAUUUAUAAGCGGUUAUAAGAAUUUUGUUAACAUUUUAUAGACGAUAAGAUAGAUUAAUAAAAGCCUUAUGGGUUUCUUGUUUAUAAUAGCACUAUACACAUUUAUUUAGUUGAACUAACUUACCUUUUAUAUCAUAUGAAACUUUAUCGAAGAUGUUGCUUUAUUAAGAUUAAUACAUAAUUACCAGUUAAUUAUUGUUUUUUUUUAGCUACUGGAAGCAAGAACAAUGCCUUAUUAGGGUUAAUGAAUACUUUAUUAUGCACUUAACAGUUUUCCCAGCUCCCCCAUGUGGAAUGAGCACUAAAUUGCUGUCUAGGUUUAUAAAAUGUAAUAAAAAGACAUUUUAUUUAAAAAAACAAACAUACAAUUUUAAUGUUGCAAAAAAUGCACAGUUAACUGGUAAUAAAAUACAUAAUAAAGCAUGUAUUAAUUUAAUAAUGCAACAAAAACAGCUAAGAAAAGCUGACACAAUAAUAAUAAGUAUGUUAAAUAAACUCAAUUGUUGUGUUUGUAAUAUUUUUAACAACUACAGGAAACUCAUAAGGUUUUCAUUAACAUAUUUAAUCAGUCUAUAAACUGUUAACACAUUUAUUAUAAUUGCCUAUAAAUGUCUUAAAUUCCAAUAAUAAAUAUGUGUAUGAUGUCACUAUUAACACUUACUGUUUAUUGUCUUAUUAACACAUAUUAAUAAACAUCUUUUCAGGCCUCAUAAGGGCCUCAUUACCUAUUAACUAAUGUUAUUAUAAAGACCUUAAUAUAAAGCGUUACCCACAACCUUGUUCUUCUUUAUAGUCAUUAUACUGUGCAGUAAUAAGGAAAAGCACAACAACUUUUCUCUCUUUGUGUUGCAUUUUGAAAAGGAGCUGUUCUGUAUCAUUUGUGAAUAGUGUAAAUAAUCAACCUGAAGGUAUAGUGUAUCAGUUAUGGGGGGAUCGUUCAUGCUCUUCUGAGACAGGACUGUGUUUGAAGUGUGAGGUUUUUUUUUUCUUCGGUGACAAUGCUGUGAAUAAGAUGUAUGUACAGUAUUUACGUGACUUUGGCUGACUGCUGAGUUCAGCUGUUUCCUGUUAUUAGAGUAGAGUCGCAGGCCUGAUCUCAGCCAGAACUGAGCCUUCUCAUUUGACUGAUGCCUGCUGAGUUUUUUGCAGUUGCUAAGAUACUGCUGUUAUAAUAACCAUCGAUCUUUGGAGUACUGCUAUUAAAUGGCAUUAUAUAAUUGA
Molecule: messenger RNA, 8394 nt
Organism: Centropristis striata (black sea bass)
Lineage: Eukaryota; Metazoa; Chordata; Actinopteri; Perciformes; Serranidae
Product: semaphorin-6B-like
Exons: 17
Coding region: 622-3321 (899 amino acids)
Biological process (GO): semaphorin-plexin signaling pathway; negative chemotaxis; axon guidance
Molecular function (GO): chemorepellent activity; semaphorin receptor binding
Source: RefSeq, a predicted model, not a curated record